This is a messenger RNA of Anisakis simplex (herring worm), 2304 nucleotides long. The record is from the annotation of a GenBank genome assembly. NCBI's taxonomy places the organism in Eukaryota, Metazoa, Nematoda, Chromadorea, Rhabditida, Anisakidae.
AUGGCUUCAUCGUAUCCGAACGUUGAAAAACCUAACCAUCUACAUUAUCUACGAGAAUUUCGCGUUGAAGCAUGCGCACAAUUCAAGCAACACCAGUGCCAACAGCAUCGACCCUAUACGUGCUUCAACUGGCAUUUUGCAAACCAACGUCGUCGACGACCUUUGCGACGAUCUGACGGAACAUUCAACUACUCGGCAGAUAUCUAUUGUGAAAAAUACGACGAAAAUACGGGAAUAUGUCCAGAUGGUGAUAGUUGUGCAUUCUUGCACCGAGUUGCGGGUGAUGUCGAACGUAAAUAUCAUCUGCGUUAUUAUAAGACGGCGUUGUGCGUGCAUUCAACAGAUGCUCGUGGAAUCUGCACAAAGAAUGGUGCACAUUGUGCAUUUGCACAUAGCGCACAAGAUUUGAGACAGCCGUUGUACGAUGCGCAAGAGGUGCAGAACGGGUCAUUGCUGGAUCCGGAGAAUCGUGAUCGAACCAGUUUCGUGGUUGAGGAUCCUCAGUGGCAUGAUCAAGUUCAUGUGCUGUCGUGCUACAAAACUGAGCAGUGUCGCAAGCCGGCGCGUCUCUGCCGACAGGGCUAUGCGUGUCCAUUCUAUCAUAACUCGAAAGAUCGUAGGCGUCCUCCAGCACUCUAUAAAUAUAGGUCUACACCAUGUCCAGCUGCAAAAUCGGUUGAUGAAUGGUUGGAACCGGAGCAGUGUGAGCAAGGUGAUGAGUGCGGGUACUGUCAUACUAGAACCGAGCAACAGUUCCAUCCGGAAAUCUAUAAGUCGACGAAAUGUAACGAUAUGCUAGAACAUGGUUAUUGUCCUCGGGCUGUAUUCUGUGCGUUCGCACAUCAUGAUUCAGAGUUGCACGUUCAAAGGAUACCAUAUCAUCGAGCUAGCAGUGAUACAGUCGCCACCACCAAAUCAACCCCAAUACCACUUAGGAAAUCGAGUACAGCUGAUUCAAACACAUCGCUUGGCUCUCGUGGAGAAGCACUUCAAUCACCAGUUGUAUCGUCGAUAGGAACAACUCCAACGUAUUCGGCAGUUUUGAAGAAUCGUCAAGCAAUCUCCAAAAGUACGCCAUCAUCGAACAGUGUUGACGAAAGCGUUCUUCCAUCAAGCACCACUAGCACCUAUUCAAAAGCACCCGGUUAUGAACGGAUACAAAUUUCACCUCAACGUGUUCCUGAGUCGGCAAUUGGUCGUAUUCGUACGUCUUCAUUGAAUAUGGGACAACUGGAUUUGGGUUUGUUUUUGGGUUCAUUUGUUGAGUUUGGUUCAUAUUUUGGUUUUUCGUUGAGUGGUGAAAGUCUCGUUUCAUCGUUACCAACGUAUUCGGCGUUGAGCACAAUGACAAGUCGAAAUGCGGCAGCAGUGGCUGCUGCUUCAACGGUGUCAGAUACAAGCGCAACGCAGAUUUCUUCCUCAAUACGUGCUGCCCUACCAUCGGCUAUCGACGAGCUGUCGUUGGACGAACUUUCAUCAUCGGCUGCGUUGUCGCCAAUCACCGAACACAAAGAGCAUAAACUACUCUCUGAUCUGUUCUCAAAUACAAUUCUAGCAAUAUCAUCGUCAUCCUCUCCGAUGCAAAUUCCCGAGUGUGGCUCACCGUUUGGUUCAUCGCCAUUAACCAGCUUAGGUGAAUCGAGCAGUUUGGCGCAUCAUCAUCAGCAUCGCAAAAGUGUCACCGAAUCACCGCAACCGAUGCUUCCACUCAAAUCAAUGCCAACAACAUUUGCCACCUUAAUACCAACUGAAACGUUAACAACAAGCGCAUCGUUAACAUCAAAUGAUGUUAUUCUGCAACAAAUCCCAACAGCAGCAGCAGCCGAUUUGAUGUCAAGAGAGGAGUUACAACGUGAAUUAUUGAAAAAAAGUGAUGAAUUGUUAGCACAUCAUCAGAAGUUGGCUGCAUGGGAAGAUGGAUUAAAGCAAGCGCGGCAAGCGUGUGAAGCGUGGAAGAAAGAUGCUGAAUACCAUCGACGAUUGGCCGAACAAGCUGAAGCUGAAAAAGCGAAAGCUUUCUUUGAAAGAGACCAGGCUCUUAUGCAGUUGGAAUUAUUUAAACGUGAGCUCCGCAUAUCAGCAACCACUACAGCGAAUGGUCAUGGUCGUGCAAAUUCUCCGUUCGAUUUAGCACAUUUCGCGUCGAGUGGUGCUGGCAGCGGUGCGGGCUCAUUUGCAGCGCUUCUACAGACAGAUGGAGGAGAGCAACAAAACGGUAGCGGUGGUGGACCGGUAUGUGCCAGAUGUGGUCGGGAGAAACGUGCUGAUUCUCGGAACACUUCGUGUCGACUUUGUUGCAGUUGA